AUGGAGGGUCAUUGUUAUGACCGGUUUGGAGAUGGAGAGAGGGACAACUACCAGAUUGAUUACCGGAGGAUUGUAGGGGACAUGGAACCAGCACGGCCACGUAUCUCAAACAGAGAUGGGGAACAACCUCCUCCUUUUGGGGCAUUUGCCCACCCAUCACCACAUGGACAUGGGCAUGAGACCGCGGCCCAGCGAUACAGUGCUACACGAAUCCAAGCCGGAUACGAACCAGAAAGCAUGGCGGACUACUUGAUCAGUGGAGGCACAGGUUACGUUCCUGAAGAUGGAUUAACAGCACAACAGCUCUUUUCCAUCGGUGAUGGACUUACAUACAAUGACUUUUUGAUCCUCCCCGGUUUCAUAGAUUUUACCUCAGAUGAGGUGGAUCUAACCUCUGCACUGACGAGGAAGAUAACCCUGAAGACUCCUCUCAUUUCAUCUCCCAUGGAUACAGUCACAGAGUCAUCCAUGGCCAUCGCCAUGGCACUGAUGGGGGGGAUUGGCAUAAUUCAUCAUAACUGUACUACAGAGUUUCAGGCCAAUGAGGUGCGAAAAGUUAAGGUAAGACAGACCAAGUCAACAAAGACACAGUACGUAAUGGCAUGUGGACGACCCCAAGGAACAUCCGUUUACAAGGUCGCAGAGUACGCCCGACGUUUUGGAGUCCCAGUAAUCGCAGACGGAGGAAUUCAGACUGUUGGACACGUGGUGAAGGCGCUGGCCCUGGGAGCAUCUACAGUGAUGAUGGGCUCUUUGCUCGCUGCAACCACUGAAGCUCCAGGAGAAUAUUUCUUCUCUGAUGGUGUGCGCCUGAAGAAGUACAGAGGGAUGGGCUCCCUGGAUGCCAUGGAGAAAGAUAACAGUCAGAAACGUUACUUCAGUGAGGGAGAUAAGGUGAAGGUGGCUCAAGGUGUCUCCGGCUCAGUACAAGAUAAAGGCUCCAUCCAUAAAUUUGCUCCUUACCUCAUUGCUGGGAUCCAACAUGGCUGCCAGGACAUAGGAGCCAAGAGUUUGUCCAUUUUACGGUCGAUGAUGUAUUCCGGAGAGCUGAAGUUUGAGAAGAGAACCAUGUCUGCUCAGAUGGAGGGAGGAGUUCAUGGCCUCCACUCUUAUGAGAAGCGGCUUUACUGAGGGAGGAGGAAAAGGAAAUGCUCGAUCAGGACCUAACGUCCCGGCUCCAGCAGCU
Messenger RNA from Paralichthys olivaceus (Japanese flounder), 1186 nucleotides. The record is from RefSeq and is a predicted model, not a curated record. Lineage: Eukaryota; Metazoa; Chordata; Actinopteri; Pleuronectiformes; Paralichthyidae.